AAUGAUUUGUUAAACUACAAUAUGGAAAACAAACUGUCAGUGUACAAAAUCCAAAUUAAUCGACUCAAAUCUUCUUCAACCUCACUAUCAAUGUGUAUUGUGACAUUGAACUUAGCUUGGUCCUACACCGGAUUCAAUGCACCGUUGUCCAUAGGAAUGUCAAUGGAUAUACAGAGAAAAACAUAUGGAAGCAACCAAGAUUUCGUCUAUAUAUGAACCUUUCCUACUUAGUUACUCUCUAUGUUUUUUUUUAUCUAGUAUCCCAACUCUCCAAGUCCAAGUGAAACAGAUAAACACACAUAUAAUCGUAGAGUUAAAACCAUUUGAAUUCAAAUUCAAAUAUUGUACAAUGAAAGAGACAGGAAGUAGGGUAAUUGCCCACAAUGGAUUUAAUGUCCACAAUGGAUUUAAUCUAUAGUCCAUAAUACACAUCAACUAGCACAAUCCUUUCCAAGCACACAAGGCCAAUGAUCAUGUGCCAAGUGGAUUUACGUGAUCCGCCUCACACUUAUAUCAUCUAGUAAUUUUUGCUUAUUCAUGUAUGUUGUAACGGAAAAGGGGCUUGCUAUUGAUUGUCCAAGAGAGCCGUGGCACGAUUUACAUUGUCGAAUUGAUGGUCCAGCUGCAUAUGAUGUCUUAACUAAUUUUGAGGAGCGUUGGUUAAAGGCGUCAAACCCCCAUGGCGUACAGAAAUUGAAAGCAUCACAUGACGAUAACUUGCUCAAACUCGAUAGAAUACCCGAUAUAUUAGGAAUAGAAGAGGUUACUAACCAAAGGCUAGAUGAUCCAGAGACUUGGCAUGUCCAGGUUUUUCGUUCAAUCGACUCCAAUUCGGUUAAAGGUUUUCCUAAUGAGCCAAAAGAGGCCCCAAACAAGAACCUGGUAUGUGGGAAGAAUUUACUGAUAGACAUGAGCAUACAUACAGCUUAUGUCAAGGCAAUUCGUAGCGCCCAACAUUUCAUUUACAUCGAAAACCAGUACUUCCUUGGUUCAUCGUACAAUUGGACAAAAUACAAAGACUUGGGUGCAAACAAUUUGAUACCUAUGGAAAUUGCUCUGAAGAUUGCUAACAAAAUCAGAGCAAUGGAGAGGUUUUCAGCAUAUAUCGUCAUCCCAAUGUGGCCAGAGGGUGCUCCUACAAGUAUUUCCACCCAAAGAAUUCUAUUUUGGCAGAAUAACACAAUGCAAAUGAUGUAUGAAACUAUUUACAAGGCUUUAGAAGAGGUAGGACUU
Messenger RNA from Olea europaea var. sylvestris, 1233 nucleotides. RefSeq names its product phospholipase D gamma 1-like. Gene Ontology annotation, molecular function: D-type glycerophospholipase activity. Gene Ontology annotation, cellular component: plasma membrane. The record is from RefSeq and is a predicted model, not a curated record. Gene Ontology annotation, biological process: phospholipid catabolic process. Lineage: Eukaryota; Viridiplantae; Streptophyta; Magnoliopsida; Lamiales; Oleaceae. The transcript has 5 exons. The annotation marks the transcript as partial.